Messenger RNA from Glycine soja, 1604 nucleotides. RefSeq lists its product as uncharacterized. Gene Ontology annotation, biological process: protein phosphorylation. The transcript is spliced from 12 exons. Lineage: Eukaryota; Viridiplantae; Streptophyta; Magnoliopsida; Fabales; Fabaceae. Gene Ontology annotation, molecular function: protein kinase activity; ATP binding. The record is from RefSeq and is a predicted model, not a curated record. Bases 58 to 1305 code for a protein of 415 amino acids. Gene Ontology annotation, cellular component: chloroplast.
AUUGACAGGAAGCUAAGUCCUUCUUAUCCAUUUGGCGCUGUAUUCUUCUUCACAGGCAUGGUUGUGGUGGUUCCUCUUGAUUGCCUCUCUUUUCAGCAUUGUCUUCGCAAUCGCACAACCCAUUUGCCCCUCUCCUCCAGAUUCACCACCACCACCACCACCUCUCUCUGCUUCCACUCUCCCAUAAUUCAAGCCAAGUUGCCUUUUUUCACCAAUUCCGACUCCUUUCAAGUGGGUCGACCCAUUGGCACUUAUGGCUUCAUCAACGUCACCAGCUACUCUGCCUUUCCCUCUGGGCCUGGCACUGACUAUUCUCUUGAAGACUUGGGAGGACUGAAGACUCAAGAUGUUGGAGAAGGCAAUGUCAAAAUCAGGCUCUACGAAGGGAGGGUUUCUCGGGGUCCACUUACUGGAACUCCGGUAACUUUUAAGGUUUAUCCUGGAAGGCGAGCUGGGGGAGUCGUGGCUGAUGCACUCGCUGCAAAUGAGUUGAAUACACACUUGUUUCUUCAGAGCAGUUCUAAAGGUAUUGGUCAGAAUCUUGUGCUGCUUGUAGGUGGGUUUGAAACAACGACUGGAGAGCAGUGGCUUGCAUUUCGUGAUGAUGGGAAAUAUAACGCUGCAGACUAUGCAAAACUUGCAAGUGAGAGGGUAUCGAGAGAUCGAGAAGGGUCAUCCUGGAAUCCCUUUGAGCAAGGACUGACAACCAAAAGGAGACAAAAUUUUAUCAUAAAGAUGCUCCAAGGUGUCAUGAAGGGUCUAGCUUACUUGCAUGACCACGAUAGGUUGCACCAGAGUCUAGGACCGUUUUCUGUGGUUCUCAACACAAUUUCAGAAAGAGAAGGUUCUUAUUUGAUUCCAAGACUCCGAGAUCUAGCAUUUUCUGUUAAUGUCAGGUACACAGAACUAGAUGAUUCGGGACAACUUGUGGAGGGGCUUUGGAGAAGAGCAACAGGUGCUGGUGCAUUCACACAAAUGGAGAAAAGAGCUUUUGGAAUAGCUGAUGACAUAUAUGAAGCAGGUCUUUUUUUUGCAUACAUGGCUUUUGUUCCAUUUUGUGAGGCUGGUGUAAUGGAUAGCCUUUCCUUGCAAAGGCUUUUGGAGAACACUUUCCAACUUGAUCUUGAAGCAACACGAGAGUAUUGUCUAGCAGAUGACAGAUUAGUAAACGCUGUCGAGUUCCUGGAUCUAGGCGAUGGCGCUGGUUGGGAGUUACUUCAGGCAAUGCUUAAUGCUGACUUUCGAAAAAGACCAACUGCUGAGGCUGUCCUCAAUCAUCGGUUUAUGACUGGGGCAGUCCUUUGAAUUUCAAGGUCAAAGAACAUAGUUGUUUGUGGCUUUUAUGAAAUAUCUAGCACAUGGCUCACUACAUAAUGUAAAUUUGUUUAUCAGUUUCCAUGACUUAUUUAGGAUUUUUGGUAUGCAAUAAUUUAUCGUCAUUUGUUAUUUAGAAAAAAAUAUUCUAUUUUGGAUUAUCUUAUUGCAGCUUAGAAUAGGAGUAAUUUGUUAGGGUGUUUGGCCGUAUUAGGUCAAUAAAUAGGCCUUUAAUGUAUAUAUUUGAGUUUUUUUUAUUAUCAUAUAAUAUUGAGCUUUCUUCAUUAAAA